CUCUCCCGCGGAAGCGCGCCUGGCUCCCGACCCACACCCAGCCUGGGGAGGAAUGCUUCUGCUCUUGCUCGACUGUCGCUUCUCCGUAGUUAGAAGUCAUCGUUUUUCAAGAUGGAACUGAAAAGUUGAAAGUUGCUUCUGUCUUGCUCUUCUGUACUGUGCAAAAAACCUGUGUGCGUCUCCCACUCUGCAGAAUGGGAGUAAUUACCGAAUAAAAGAACUGAGGAAAUAAGUUGGGGAGGGGGAUGUUGCGAUAUAAACUUUCUGAAUGUUUUCUUUAAAAAAAAAAAAUCUUUAGUAAAGGAAUUGAAAAUCACUACCGGUAUUGUAGACCGUACAUGUGGCAUAGCAGUUUUUUGUUUUGAAACCGUAAGUGGAAAAUCUAAAUAGAAAAUUUUUAACGCUGAAUUCACAUAUUUAGGAAAAUUACCCAGUGUUCAUCGUGUAGAAAGGGCAUGUUUCUAGAAAGUUCCAGUUUGUUUCUAUUUUUCCCCCAGCUCUGACUAGAAAAUCUCAAAGCAAAUUACAGCAUUUUCUAAAAUUUAUAGACGCGGUGUAGCUUUCUACACACCCACACAUGCACCAGGGAUUGGACAUCUUGUAUAUAAAAGAGUAGUCUGGUAGUUCAGGAAAAGUACAACAAGGUUAUUGCAUUCUUUAAAAAACCAAGUUGAAUAGAACAGUAAACAGAUUAUGAUAUAGAGCAAUUGUACAGGCAUGAGGAAAUGGCAUGAUUACCAGGGGACAAAAAUGUCAUUUCUAUUUUUUAUUUUUAUGACUUUGCAUUUCUGACAGUAAUGUUUUGUUCAGAUAAACCAUCAUACUAGAAUAGAAACUUGGUUGUCAAUUAUCUCCAGAAGUAAUUUUAGUUUUAUGCUUGAGAUACUUCAGUGGGUUUUUAAUCAUCUUCUGCUUUUCAAAUGUAAGAGGUAGAUCUCACAAAUUAAACAGCUUUAUUGAGGUAUAAUUGACAUGCAGUAAACUGCAUGUGUUUAAGGUGUACAAUUUGAUAAAUUUUGACAUGUAUAUACCCUUGAAACCCUCUCUACAAUCAAGAUCAUCAGUAUAUCCAUCACCCCCAAAGUUUUCUCUACUGAGGUUCCUCGUCCACUCCCCCCCAUCCCCAACCACUGUCACUAUAGAUUAGUUUGCAUUUUCUAAAAUUUUAAAUAAAUAGAACCAGAGUACAGGCACUCUUUUCUCUAGCUUCUUUCACUGGACAUAAUUGAGAUUCAAUCACAUUGUUGCAUAUAUCAAUAGUUCGUUCCUUUUUAUUGCUGAGUGGUAUUCAUUUGUAUGAAUGUACACACUUUGUUUAUCCAGUCACAUAUUGAUGAACCUUUGUGUUACGGCCAUUUUUCGCUUUUACAAAUAGUGCUGCUGUUAACACUCAUGUACAAGUCUUUGUGUGUACAUAUGCCUUCCUUUCUCUUGGAUACAUACUCACGAGUUUACCGUUAGAUUUUUAUGUCAUAUUAUAUGCACUCUAACUAUAAGGGGGUAUAAAGUUUCUAUAACAACAUGUAGAUAAGUAUAUGCUCUUACUGUAUUUUUAAAGGAAUAAGCUUAGCAGAUUGUGGUGAAAAGAGCAUAGAGCUGGAAGGAAGUUAAGAAACUAGUCACAAUCUUUAAUUCAAUUACCUGAUCUUUGGAAAAGUGGCUAGAUCUGUAAAGUUCCUGCCAAUUCCAAGACUCUGUACAGAGCUCAACUCGAGAGUAUACAGAGCCCGAACAAAAAGAUAGGAUCCUAUCCCUCUCUCCGAAGCUUCAGGUUACCUUUAUAUCAGCCCUUAGCCGUGUAACAUUUAUGCUGACUGGCUCCUUUUAUUAUAAAUGGAGGAUCAUGCAUAUUCAUCAUCAAAUUAGAUAUAUUUUUGUGAGUGCUGGCUAGGAAGGACAAUUAAAUGAUCAAUUUCUGCCUUUCAUAGCUUACAAUUAAGAUAGCACCUACAAAGAGGCCUCUGCAGCAAUAGGGAGCUAAUUACCAUGGUUUAGUCGGAAAAUGGAAUGUCACGCCAUCGUUUAAAAUAAUGUCUUCAGAGAAUACUGAAAAAGAUGGCAAAAGUUUCAUGUUAUACUAAGUGAAAAAAUAAAUCAUGAUCCUGAUUUGUUUGUAGGUAUGCAUUAAAAAUUACUGAGAGGGGCCACUUCCAGUGUAGCCAUGGCAGCUAAUGGUACCACUAACCUGUUGCAGCUGCUUCCACAAGAACUUGUAGGCAAGUGUAUAGGAUCAAGAAUUCAAAUUGUGAUGAAGAGUGAUAUUGUUGGCACACUUCUAGGUUUUGAUGAUUUUGAAAUCACACCAGAAAGAAGAAAGAUUACUGUAUUAGAUCAGAUUUUGCUAAAUGGACGUAACAUAACAAUACUGGUUUCUGGGGGAGAAGGACCUGAAGUAUGAGUGGAGUUUCUUGACAUGCUAGCUUCUGUUUUGUUUUAUAAUGGCAACAAAAUGGAUUAUUUUUAACUUUUUAAUCUUGAGAUUCUAUAACACCAAGUUUCCAGUUAAAGGGGAAUGUUUUGAAUGCAUUGUAAAUGCCAAAUUUUCUAAGUUAAUUGUGGUUGUCUUGGAAAAUAAGUAGUUUUCUGUUUAAAGACGAAAAUAAAGGUGUUUUGAUUUAAAAAAAAUAUUGGGAGGAUGCACCCAAAUUUAAUAGUGGCUUUUGAUUUUUUUUUUUUAUUAUUAUUUAACCUGGAGUUAACUUUUUGGAGUACAUCCUCAUAGUAAUCCCCCCCCCCCAUCAGUCAUAGGAUAAUAUCCGUAAGCCUACAAGGAACACCAGUUUAUGCAACUAUUGUUCAAAUUUACACACCAACCACUAAUGCCAAAGAUGAAGAAAUGGAAGAUUUUUACCAACUUCUGCAGUCUGAAAUUGAACAAACACGCAGUCAAGAUGCAUUGGUAACUAUUGGUGACUGGAAUGGGAAAGAUGGAAACGAAGAAGAAUUGGUUUUCAAAAAUAUGGCCUUGGUGACAGAAACCACGCUGGAGGUCAAAUGAUAGUAUUUUGCAAGACCAAAGAUUUAUUCACUACAAAUAUGUUUUUUCAACAACAUAAAUGACAACUAUAUGUGUGGACCUCACUGGAUGGAAUACAUAGGAAUCAAAUUGACUACAUCUGUGGAAAGAGACAAUGGAGAAGACCAAUAUCAUCAGAACAAGGCCAGGGGAUGACUGGGGAACAGACGAUCAACUGCUCAUAUGCAAGUUCAAGUUGAAGCUAAAGAAAAUUUGAACAAGUCCAAGAAAGCCAAAGUACAACCUUAAGUACAUUCCACCUGAAUUUAGAGACCAUCUCAAGAAUAGAUUUGACACACUGAACACUAAUAACCAAGGACCAGACGAGUUGUGGGAUGACAUCAAGGGCAUCAUACAUGAAGAGAGCAAAAGAUCAUUAAAAAGACAUGACAGAAAGAAAAAACCAAAAUGGAUGUCAGAAGAGACUCUGAAACUUGCUCUUGAACGUAGAGUAGCUAAAGCAAACUGAAGUAAAAGAGCUGAACAUUUCAAAGGGUGGCUUGAGAAGACAAAGAAUUAUAGGAAGUAUGCUAAGACCUGGAGUUAGAAGACGAAAAGGGAAGAACAUGCUUGGCAUUUCUCAAGCUGAAAAAACAGGAAAAAACUCAAGCCUCAAGUUGCAAUACUGGAGAAUUCUAUGGCGAAAAUACUGAACAGCGCAGGGAGUAUCAAAUGAAGAUGGAAGGAGUAUGGAGUCACUGUACCAAAAAGAAUUGGUCGACAUUGAAUCAUUUCUGGAGGUAGCAUAUGAUCAAGAACUGAUGGUGUUGAAGGAAAAAGUCCAAGCUACACUGAAGACAUAGGCAAAAAGCUAGGAUCCAGGAAUUGACCGGAUAGCAAUUGGGAUGUUUCAACAAACAGAUGCGAUGCUAGAAGCACUCACUCAUCUAUGCCAAGAAAUUUGAAAGACAGCUACCUGGCCAACUGACUGGAAGAGAUCCAUAUUUGUCCUCAUUCCAAAAAAAGGUGGGCCAACAGAAUGUGGAAAUUCUCUAACAAUAUUAUUAAUAUCACAUGAAAAUAAAAUGUUGCUGAAGAUAAUUCAAAACCAUUGCAGCAGUACACCAACAGGGAACUGCCAGAAAUUCAAACCAGAUUCAGGAGAGGACGUGGAACAAGGGGUAUCAUUGCUGAUGUCAGAUGGAUCCUGGUUGAAAGCAAAGAAUACCAGAAAGUUGUUUACCUGUGUUUUAUUGACUAUGCAAAGGCAAUCGAUUGUGUGGCUCAAACAAAUUAUGGAUAACAUUGAGAAGAAUGGAAAUUCCAGAACGCUUAAAUGUGCUCACAAAGAACCUGUACACAGACCAAGAGGCAGUCACUUGAAAAGAACAAGGGAAUACUGCAUAGUUUAAAAUUAGAAAAGGUGUGUGUCAGGGUUGUAUCCUUUCACCAUACUUAUUCAAUCUGUAUGCUGAGCAAAUAAUCCGAGAAGCUGGACUAUAUGAAGAAAAACAGCAUCAGGAUUGGAGGAAGAUUCAUUAAUAACCUUCAAUAUGCAGAUGACAUAGCCUUGCUUGCAGAAAGUAAAGAGAACUUGAAGCAUCUAGUGAUGAAAAUGAAAGGCUACAGCCUUCACUAUGGAUUACACCUCAACAUAAAGAAAACAAAAAUCCUUACAACUGAACCAGUAAAGAACAUCAUGAUAAACAGAGGAAAGAUUGAAGUCAUCAAGGAUUUCAUUUUAUUUGGAUCCACAAUCAAUGCCCACAGAAGCAACAGUCCAGAAAUCAAACAAUGUAUUGCAUUGGGCACAUCUGCUGCAAAAGACCUCUUUAAAGUGUUCAAAAGCAAAGAUAUUACUUUGAGUACUAAGGUGGACCUGAUCCAAGUCAUAGUAUCUUCAGUAGCUGCAUAUGCCUGUGAAAGAUGGACAACGAACAAGGAAGACAGAGGGAGAAUUGAUGCCUUUGAACUGUGAUGUUGGUGAAGAAUAUUGAAUAUACCAUGACUGUCCUGGAAGAGGGCCCCUGGUGGCACAGCGGUUAAGAGCUACGACUGCUAACCAAAAUGUCAGCUGUUUGAAUCCACCGGAUGCUCCCUGGAAACCCUGUGGGGCAGUUCUACUCUGUGUCAUAGGCUAGCUAUGAGCUGGAAAAACUAGACAGCAAUGGGUUGGGUCUUGGAAGAAGUACAAACAAAAUGCUCCAUAACAGCAAGGAUAGGGAGACUUCAUUCAUCUCAUAUACUUUGGACAUGUUAUCAGAAGGGACCAGUCCCUGGAGAAGGACAUCACACCUGGUAAAGUAGAGUGUCAGCAGAAAAGAGGAAGACCCUCCACAAGAUGGAUUGACGCAGUAGCUGCAACAAUGGGCUCAAACAUAGCAAUGAUUGUGAGAAUGGCUGAGGACUGGGCAAUGUUUCUUUCUGUUAUACAAUGAAUAAUGAGUAUCACUGAGCAGGGAUACAGGUGAGGGAGCAAUGCAGAAGAGGUGGUCAUAUUUACAACUAUGUUUCAAGGCUCUUUAUAUAUGCCAUUGUAACAUAUUUACAAAAUGCUCAAAUAUUCUAGAUAUAAUAAAAUGCAUUUUUUCCAUCUUAGUAUCUCAUUCGUUUAUUAUUUUUAUUGCAUUCCUUUAUUAUUUGAGGAAAUAAUUAAUGCUUUAAGCUGUCUAAGUCCCUUUUCCCCAAACGAACAAUAAAUAAGCCUACCAUCUGGAUGAGGUAUCAUUCUAAGUAUUCCCAUACAGAUAUGGGUGAGGUGUCCUUCUACGUACUCGCAUACAGUGGGAUGCUGGAGGCACUCGUACUACCCCAGAGCAGAUUGGGUGCAUCUCUUCCCAACUCUAUGUUUAGUCAUAUCACACUGGUUUCUUGAAAUCAGCCAGGGUGAGAGUAUUUACUCCUCCAUAAUCAGCAAAAACUAUAUAUCAGGGCUUCUUCUCCCCACCAGAGGCAGUUAUUAAACAUUCGCCAGCAGUGAUCUUGUAGAACAUAUAUUAUUGCCUGUGUUGUCCUCUGUCAUGUUUCCCCCCUGGACUAAAAAAGCCUAUGGAGGGCAAGGACCCUUGUCUGUCAUUUUUAUAGUUGUUAUUCCUAACAUCUAGUGCCUGCCUGGCAUACAGUUGGUGCUGAAAACAUAUUUGACUCAGUCACCCACACAGCUGGCUAGCAAGUUCACCCUGAGUUACCGUGCCGAUAAACAUCUUGGUUGGUCACUCUAGCAGAAGAGUGCCAAGGGCUUCUCCACGUCCUCACUCUCAUCUUCUAGUUAACAGUGCUUGUGGAUUGGGAAAGUUCAUUGACCUUUUUAGGGUUGACAGAUAAAACAUAAAUUUUGCAUGGAGCGUAUUCAUUUAAAGUAGAGGAUCAGCUAAAAAGAGGAAGACGCUCAAAGAGACGGAUUGACACGGUAGUUCCAACAAUGGGCUCAGAUAUAGCAAUGAUUGUGAGGAUGGCACAGGACCGGUCAGUGUUUCAUUCAGUCACACACUGGGUCUCUAAGCAUCAGAACUGACUCAAUGGCGCCUAACAACAACAAUACUUAUACUAAAAAUUAUUUGUGGUUUAUCUGCAAUUUAAACUUAUCUGAGUGACCUAUAUUCUUACUUGCUAAAUCUAGCGAUCCCAGACUUUUUGAAUUAAGCAAGAAAUAGUUAAUGAGGUAUUACUUAAUAAAGUUGAAGAGACUGUGACCUGGCAAUUCCAUUCCAAAGAAUAUAUCCUAGAGAAAUUCUUGUUCAUGUGCACUAGGAAAUAGAAACAAUAAUGUCCACAACACUAUUAUUCAUAGUACCCAAAACCACCCAAAUGCCAUCAACAGGAGAAGGGAUAAAAAGAAUUAUGUAUAGUCAGAGGUGCCCUGGUGGUGCAGCAGUUAAGUGCUUGGCUGGUAACCAAAAGGUCAAAGGUUUGAACCCACCAACCACUCCGUGGGAGAAAGAUGUAGCAAUCUGCUUCUGUAAAGAUUACAGCCUUGGAAACCCUAUGGGACAGUUCUACUCUGUCCUAUAGUGUUGCUAUGAGUUGGAAUUGACUUGACAGCAGGGGGUUUGGUUUUGGGUUUGAUGUAUAUUCAGAGAAUGGAAUACUAUACAACAAUAAAAAUGCUCAAACAUAAUGCUUAUUAAAAAGAACAAGUUACAGAAGAAUGAAUGCAGUUUGAUUCCAUUUAUAAAAAAUUCAAAGCCAUUCAAAAACUAAACAAUGUAUUAUCCAGAAAUACACAUGUGGUAGAACUAGAAAGAAAAGGAGUUAGAAGUCAAAAUCAGAGUGGUUACCUUUGUCAGGGGAAGGGGGGAUGCAAUCAUGAGGACCCUCAGAGGCUUCCAAAGCAUUGCUAAAUGUACAACCUGUUAAGUUGGGUGAUAGAUACAGAGGUGUUUGUUUUAUUGUUUUUUCUUUCAGCUACACAUGUAUAAUAGAUAUACUCUUAUACGGUUGAAAUAUUAUAUUUAAAUGUUAAAGAAAAAAGGAAUGGUGGACAGUGUUACCUGAGGUGCCAACACUGCCUCCUCUGCCCAGACUCACCCCCAGAUUUUGAUUUCAUUCUUCGUCCAAAUAUAUGCUCACAAAUCUAAGAUCCCAGUGCCCUACCAUCUAAUGACUAGAUCAUUAGAAAAAAUGGCUCCCUUACAGCAGAUUAUGAAGAACUCCCGUUUCAUUGUGUUUG
Loxodonta africana (African savanna elephant) is the source of this 7625-nucleotide messenger RNA. Its product is annotated as U6 snRNA-associated Sm-like protein LSm5. The record is from RefSeq and is a predicted model, not a curated record. Gene Ontology annotation, cellular component: U6 snRNP; U4/U6 x U5 tri-snRNP complex; Lsm1-7-Pat1 complex. Gene Ontology annotation, molecular function: RNA binding. NCBI's taxonomy places the organism in Eukaryota, Metazoa, Chordata, Mammalia, Proboscidea, Elephantidae. Gene Ontology annotation, biological process: mRNA splicing, via spliceosome.